Messenger RNA from Indicator indicator, 3628 nucleotides. It is a transcript of the gene MMEL1, whose product is annotated as membrane metalloendopeptidase like 1. Bases 457 to 2778 code for a protein of 773 amino acids. Gene Ontology annotation, cellular component: plasma membrane. The transcript is spliced from 23 exons. NCBI's taxonomy places the organism in Eukaryota, Metazoa, Chordata, Aves, Piciformes, Indicatoridae. Gene Ontology annotation, molecular function: metalloendopeptidase activity. Gene Ontology annotation, biological process: protein processing. The record is from RefSeq and is a predicted model, not a curated record.
UUGAGCAUGGCUCUGAGGAGGCUGAGAAGCUGGAGGUCGCCAACUCCUGCGGACCUGGCAGCUGAUACCUGUUCUAGGAGCGUUCUGCUGCCCAAACCCUUCAUCUGUGCUAAGGACGGAGCAGACACAGCCCAAAGGCACCCGCACCUGGAGGGAUCUCGGGUCGCAUUCUGCUGCUAUUAACAGGGCUCUACAGACCUACGAACAUCCACGGAGGAGCACUCCGCAGAACUACAAGCUACUUUUUGAAGUGGGGGGUGGAAGGAGACAGUUUCCCCCCUCCUUCCCUGUUUGGGAGAAAGGAGUUGCCCAACCUGGUCAUGAGACUUUUCCACACUUCUCCAAGCAGGCUCCUGAAGUUCUGACACUGCACCUCUGAGAGCCUGGGGUAGCAUAGCCCAGAACAGCCCCCCAGCAACACACCCCCGAGUGCAGACAACCUGGUAGGCACAGGAGAUGGAGAAUGAGGUUGACAAAUCAGUGGACAAUCAAAUGGACAAAUACAUAGUGACAAUAAUGGGGAAAUCAGAGAGUCAAAUGGAUAUUGUGGAGAAAUCAACAAAAUCUGGGAAGAAAUCCUGGACCUUUGUGGCAAUCGCUCUGGCUGUCUUGCUGCUCCUCAUGACUUGUGCAGUGGUCGCCCUGGUGAUCCUAUAUGCCAGCAGCAGAGGCACUCACUAUGGCACCAAUUCAGGCAGCAUAUGUACCACACCUGGAUGUGUUACAGCAGCUGCUAGAAUAAUCCAGAAUAUGGACCCAACAGCUGACCCUUGCAAGGAUUUCUACCAGUAUGCCUGUGGGGGCUGGCUGAACCACCAUGUCAUCCCAGAGACCAGCUCCAGAUACAGCAUCUUUGACAUCCUGAGGGACGAGCUGGAGAUCAUCCUCAAAGGUGUGCUGGAGACUUCAGAUCAAGGGGACAGAGAAGCAUUUCAGAAAGCUAAGAUACUUUACAAGUCAUGCAUGAAUGAGAGUCUUAUAGAGCAACGAGAUUCACUGCCUCUGCUAGAGGCCUUAACAAUGGUUGGAGACUGGCCAGUUGCUUCUGCUGACUGGAAUAAGACCAAAGAGCCAAACUGGAGCAUGGAAGAGAAACUCUCCAUCAUGAACUCCAGAUUUAACAAACGUGUCCUCAUCGACAUGUUUGUGUGGAAUGACGACAGGGAUUCCAGCAGACACAUCAUUUAUAUUGACCAGCCAACUUUAGGAAUGCCAUCCAGGGAUUACUACUUUAAUGGGGGCAACUACCAAAGAGUGAGAGAAGCUUACCUGCAGUUCAUGAUCACCAUUGCCAAAAUGAUCCGGGAAGACAAGAACGUGUCUAAGGAUGAUUCCUUUGUCCAAGAGGAAAUGGCAAAGGUCAUGGAGCUUGAGACAGAGAUUGCAAAUGCAACCACCCCAGCAGAAGAGAGGCAUGAUGUAACCUUGCUGUACAACAAAAUGACCUUGAAAGAGCUACAGGAAAAGUUUGCGUUGAAUGAAUUCAACUGGACCUUCUUCAUCCAAGGUGUGAUGUCUUCAGUAAGUGUUCAGGUUGACCCUGAAGAAGAGGUGGUUGUCUAUGGCAUACCCUAUCUGCAAGAGCUGAAAGCAAUUAUCUCAAAAUACUCAGCAAGCACCAUCCAGAACUACCUCAUCUGGCGUCUGGUGAUCGACCGAGUCAGCAGCUUGAGUCGGAGGUUCAAGGAUGCUCGGGCCAGCUACAGGAAGGCACUCUAUGGGACCACGCUGGAGGAAGCUCGCUGGAGGGAGUGCGUGAGUUACGUCAACAAUAACAUGGAGAACGCAGUGGGGGCAAUGUACGUCAGGGAGACAUUUGCUGGUGAGAGCAAGAGGAUGGUCCGAGACUUGAUAGAUAAGAUCCGAGAAGCCUUCAUCGAGACCUUGGAUGAGCUCCAGUGGAUGGAUGAGGCCUCAAAGGAGAAGGCUCGGGAGAAGGCAAUGGCAAUUAAAGAACAAAUUGGCUAUCCAGAUUAUAUUUUGGAAGACCAGAAUGAAAAACUAGACCAGGAAUAUGCCAAUUUAAACUUCAGUGAGCACAACUAUUUUGAAAACAUUCUGGAAAACCUGAGAGCUGGAGCCCAAAAGAGCUUGAGGAAGCUUCGAGAGAGAGUUGACCAAGACAUAUGGAUAAUUGGAGCUGCAGUGGUCAAUGCCUUCUAUUCCCCCAAUCGGAACCAGAUAGUGUUUCCUGCUGGGAUUCUGCAGCCCCCCUUCUUCAGCAAGCACCAGCCUCAAGCCCUGAACUUCGGAGGGAUUGGGAUGGUGAUUGGGCAUGAAAUCACUCACGGCUUCGAUGACAAUGGCAGGAACUUUGAUAAAGAUGGCAACAUGUUUGACUGGUGGAGCAACUUCUCUGCCAUGCAUUUCAAGGAGCAGUCUCGCUGCAUGGUUUAUCAGUAUGGCAACUACACCUGGGAGCUCGCUGGGGGACAAAACAUCAGUGGAAUAAGCACAUUGGGAGAAAAUAUUGCAGACAAUGGAGGAGUCCGACAGGCUUAUAAGGCCUACUUGAAAUGGCUGGAACGGGAAGGGAAGGAGCCAAAGUUGCCUGGACUGGAUCUGUCCCACAAGCAGCUUUUCUUCCUCAACUUUGCCCAGGUUUGGUGUGGUUCCUACAGACCAGAAUAUGCCAGCCAGUCAAUAAAGACAGAUGUCCACAGCCCUCUGAAAUACAGGGUGAUGGGAUCUCUGCAGAACUUUGAAGCAUUCUCAGAGGUGUUCCACUGUAAAAAAGGCACAACCAUGCAUCCUGCAGACAAGUGCAGAGUCUGGUAACCAAAAAGAGCCCUGGCAAGGACGAGAGCUGCUCUGGUGACACAACAAACAGCUUUUGCCCAUGACGUGCCUGAAGUUCUCCCACCCAGCCACAGCCAAGGCAAGGGUGCAGCUGCUGGAGAGCAUGAAGAAAACGAGCAGUGGAGCUCUGGGGGCUCCCUGGGGAGUCUCUGGGUAUCUCCAUGGCUUCUGGGCUGUGCUGAGAGCCACAGCACCUGCCAGGACUCAACCAACUGUUUCCAGCCACGUCCUGACUGUUACCAAGAUACCACAUCAGGGUUACAAAGACUUCAGACAACACAACCAACAUCCAACUCUUUAUUUCUCAGAAAGGAGCAGACAUUUUAAUAUCUGACACCUCCUGAGGACUCAGCAGACCUGGCUGAGCUGCCUCCCUGGACUGUUUCCCAGUCUUCUGACCCAGUUUCUGGUGCAUUCUUCCCAAAUUCAGGUUAGAGCUGGCUUGGCCUCCCAUGCUGUCUGCAGCCCUGCACUCUGGGCACUGCUUUCUGCCCAGAGCUCACUGUUUGUCCUCAGCCAUGACAAAGUCAGCUCUGUGUUCAGAUGCCUGUUGGCUGCACCUGAGCUCCUCUGCUCCAAAGAACAACUGCAACCUGCCCUUCACCUGAGGCAUUUCUAGACAGAGCUCUUCUUUAGCAGCACCAAUUCUCUUGUUCAGGUCCAGAGUGCAGGGUCUGCCUGCAGAGAGAGAUUUCCACUGAUGUUUAUUCUUGUACAAAGUGUAUAAAAGACUUUUCUCUCUCUUUUUUUUUGCCAAAUAGCAAACAUGUAUCCAUGGAAACAAUUAAGAUGUUCUUUAAUCCUGUGCCUUUUGUUUGGUUUUGGUUUG